AUGCCGAUUCAGAUGGCCCGCAACAAUUGGGAGAAGGAAAGCGAUGCAUACACGGGCAUUGGCUAUUUGGUGUGCAGCAAGAAUAACUUGUUGGCGUCUACAUCAACAUGCGAAUGCAACGCAGCAUCGUGCCAGACAGCCGGGUGUGCCGUGACAACGGGCGCACUGUUGGAGAAGAGCGGCCGAGUUGGGGUGGCGUACCCACCAGUGCCAAUGGAGAGUGGCCGCAGUACCUCGUUCAGCUGUGAGGCGCUGCCGGGAUUCACUGGCACAGCCACCGGCACUUGCACUUCUGGAGUGUACAGUGCAGAUGUCAGUGGUUGCACGCCCAAGCCCUGCACGCCCACUGAUGCACCAAAACCUUUGAAGGUCGGAAGCGUGGCCUUUGAUGUGGUUGCGCCCAGCGAAGUGAGGAGUGGCAGAAGUUGGAAUCUGAAUUGUGCUGGCAUCAACCCGAAGUAUGAGGGCACAGUCACUGCCACCUGCCGCUUUGGAGCAGUGGAGCUGGACAAUGGCUGCUAUGAGGCACCCUGCAAUGACACGCAGAGGAUGAUUACUUUGACCAACAGCUACCAGAUGAGCAUCUCGCUGACAGGGCCAACCUUUGGCUUUGAUACACGCACGCCCAGCUCCUAUAACAAUACCAUCGUCAGCUGCGGAGCGUUCAACAGUUCGAUCGAUGGAACUGCCAGCGUGACUUGCAUUAUGGGUGACUACACCUUGGACGCCUCUGGUUGUGGCCCUCGAGGAUGCCCUUUGGGAAGCUCCUACCUGGCACAGUUAGGGAGCCGCGAAAUCAGCACUACAUUGGAAGAGGCCCUUGUGAGCGAGGAGAGCACUUCAAGGACCUGCGCUUCGGUGCUCCCGGGCUGGACCGGCACCUUCGGUGUGAGGUGUUCUUAUGGAAAAAUCACAGGCGAUGGCUCAGGCUGUGCCCCCGGUUCAUGCGCUAGUGGCGACAUUGCGACAAUAGUGAUUGGUGGAACUGCCAUGCAGACGACCAUCAGCAGCAACAUGGCCAGCUUUGACAGCGUCACCAGGAACUGCUCCACGGUGGACACUGCCUACGAGGGUGAAUUCAGUCUGACCUGCGAAGCUGCGGUCUUGUUUGGCAACACCAGUGGUUGCAACCCAAAACCCGUGGCCGGCUCAACCGUAGAGGCAAGGCAAGUGGUGGAGAGUGCGGUGGCUUUUACAUUGCCAGCAGUGAGUGCCACAGUGGAAGAGAUGCAGGCUGUGAUGGACUCAGAUGCCUCUAAGCGCGCCUAUGAAAUGACGCUCUCUGACAGUUUGGAGGUGCCUUUGGAGGAUGUCACCGUCUUCUCCAUCCAGGUCUAUGAUGCCAAUGCGGCUCGACGAUUGCAAGAGGUCAACAAGACCAACUUGCAGGUCAACGUGAACUUUCAGCUCCGAACCAAAGGCACCGCGGCCAACCAGGAUGCUCAAGUCAACAGCUUGAAAACCAAGAUCGAAAACCUAGGAAGCAGUGGCUCUUCAGAGCAGCAGGUCUUCCAGGAAUCUUUAGCCAAGAACCUGGAGGAAGCUGCCAAAGUUGAUCCGGAGAACUUGGCUUUGCUCGACUCCACCGCACAGGCCACGGCACAGCGUCGCUUUAGCUCAUGA
Durusdinium trenchii is the source of this 1623-nucleotide messenger RNA. Lineage: Eukaryota; Dinophyceae; Suessiales; Symbiodiniaceae. The record is from the annotation of a GenBank genome assembly.